GCGAUGCCCGCCGGGGCUUUCUUCUUAUUUUCUUCUUCUUCUUCUUCUUCUUCUUCUUCUUCUUGCGCUUUGCUCUUAGCUUUGAAUGGAUAAACACGACAAUUCGAUUCGUCGAAAAUAUGACCCCCGCAUUGGGGACGAGGCGGACGGCGGCGACGAGUCACCCCGCCCGGACUCAGAGGUCUCACGAACGGAAAAGACGACCAAGCCACGUCUCGUGAAGAGGGAGUCAUCGCAGGCAGCAAAGGAGGACGUUGAUGUCGACAAGAAGAGCGACAACAAACUUUUCACUCUGCCGAGCAGUCUUGCUUGGAUUCCACCGAACUUGACUUGGCCGAAAUGGAAGAUUGUGCUGCGCUGUGCGAUUGCAGCAUGGGUAUCUGUCGUGUUGAUGGUCAUUGACCCGGUUCUGAAGACGAUGGGGCAGGCUGGGUUCUUGAUCAUCAUUGCCUCGUUUCUUUCGCCUCCAAGUGAUCCACUUGUAGCAAACUUGGAGCGCGAAAUAUUUCUUCUCGCGUUCGUUUCUGCAGCUUGGGGCUGGAGCUGUCUCGGCAUCUGGCUAGCUAGUCUUACACGCUCAGAAAUUAUUGUGACUGCUACAAAUGAGGAUAUCUGGUCGGGGCGCUAUGUCGAAGCUGCUCCCUCCGUCAUCAUGGCUGUCUUCUUAUUUCUCGGAGCUGCCGUCUUCCUUUAUAUCAAAGCAAGACAAGGGCCCGGUCCAUUCCUCAUCGCUACUAUAUUUGGGUGUAUUGCUCUCGACAUAUCCUUCACGACAGCUGUUCUGUAUCCGUAUGCUCUAUAUAGGAUCGGUCAAGCCAUUGUAGUCCCACUAGCCUACCACUCUGCGAUCUCACUACUAGCCUCAAUCCUCAUCUUCCCCUCUUCCGUUUCCUCCCAAUACACACGCGCAUUCCGAGGCGUCGUCGCCCCCCUUUCCGCCACAUUCUCACACCACCGCAUAAUCCUCUCCAUCUCUACCUCAUCACCCGAAUUUUCACCCAAAGCCGCCAUCGACAGUACGCUCCAAGCUGAGGGAGCCCUCGUCCCUCUUGGUGCUUCGUAUCGGUUGCUCAAACGCGACAUUGCCUGGGGAAGAUUCUCACCAGCUGAUCUCGCUUCGUUGAGGAAACGGCUGUUGAAGCUGCCUGUGCGCGCAAACGGGCUGAAUGUCUACUGGGCGCUUAUCGAUCCGACGAGAGAACGAUUCCCAGUCACGCCUGUGCCCUCUAGGCCCGCCACACCAGCCACUUCGAGACCUACUUCUCCAGUACAUUCGCGUCCGCCAUCUCCUUCAAGUGAUCACGAGCACGAGCGUGGUUCGGUCAUUCACCAACCGAGCCCAGCCACACCGACCUCACCUAUCUCACCGACGUCACCUAUCCUCGAGGGUGUACGGAUGGCUUCGGGCUUCGGUACGGGCUCAAGUUCAGACGAGAAGGAUAAGAUGUCGACGAGGACGGGACGGAAGAUGCAGCGCCACCAUACGCGGUUCGAUCUGGGCAAUUCGAGUCCUGCGCCUUCGCCUCGCGCAACCACGCCCGUUUCUCUCUACCGUCGCCACUCGCACGUCUCCCACCAUUCGCAUGCGCAUUCGCAGCUUCUGCAUAGUCUACAUCAUCUCUCUAUACACUCACACCAUCACCACCGCGAACACGUCGUCGGUGUAUUCGAAUCACAACGAUACAUGGACCUCGAGUCUACGCAUUUUUCGCAUCCUUUAUCUGUGUUCUAUACCGAACGGGCGACGGAGUUGUUGAGAGAGGGAUGCGACGAGCUGUUGACUGCGAAUAUGGAGGCGUUGAAGGGGCUGGACGAUUGGUUGGGGUGGAGUAGGAUGGAUAGGUGGACGUUUUGGAAGGGCGGAGAGAAGAAGAGGAGGUUGCAUCAGGAACGGCUCGUUGGUGUCAGGAAAACGAGGCUUGAUUUGGCGGAUUCGUUGGAGAGGUUUAGGAAAGACAAGAGGUUUACGGUGCUGGAGCCGUACAGGUCCGCGUUUAGUGCGGAGCACAAGGGGAUGCUGACGGGUGAUGGCGUCCCGCCACAUCGAUAUCUUUUCCAUUGUUUCUUGUACCAGUAUCACCUCAUGAGGUUCUCCGAUAACUUGCUCGAACUGCUUGAGGACAUUGCGAUCCUGGAGCAGGAACGGCCAAAAUGUAGACUAUGGCUUCCGCAGGUGCCACUCCUCAAGUUCUUCACGGGCGUCUGGGAGCAUUCUGUCGACAUCGACAGAGAAGAGGAUGAGGAUCCCGACAUCAUCCAGGGUAUGGAUCCAACGUUUAACGACCUCGGACUCGCAGAGCGCCGUGAUCCCGACGCACUCCCGCCACGAAAUUAUUUCGAGAGCGUGAUGAACUUUUUGUAUAACUUGCUCCAGGCAAUGUCGAGGGGGGAUGUGUUGUUCGCGCUGAAGGCCGCCAUGUUGACAGUUAUACUCAGUUUGCCUAGUUUCAUCAAGUCUUCUGCGGGCUUUGCGUAUACCGAACGUUUUAGCUGGGCGAUCUUCAUGGGCCAACUCACUCUCGCCCGAUUCCGCGGCGACACCACGUUCGGCCUCGUAGCCCGUAUCUUCAGUACCUUCGCCGGCGGACUCGUCGGCACCUCGCUCUGGUACAUUUCGACUGCGAAAGGGACAGGUAACGCGUAUGGGCUCGCGGGCGUGUUCGCGGUCGUGCUCCCUUUUGCUUUUUUCGCGAGACUCAAUUGGCCGGGGCCGCCGAUGGUGAAUAUGAUCUUUUUCGUUACGGUCGUGUUGGUCGUUGGGUUCUCGUGGCAGAAUACGCAUUACCGAUUGGGCUCGUUCGCGGCGUAUGGGAUCAAUCUUGCCUGGCGACGAUUCGUCCUUGUCACAGUCGGAGUGUUCGCAGCUUUCCUCUUCUCCUUCCUCCCUCCCUCCACCACCCUCCGACGGUAUCAACGCACCUCCCUCGCCACCACGGUCUCCGAGAUCGGCAACAUCUACUGCUCGAUCGUCUCCUUCGCGAACUCGAGCCCGGGGUCGAGACACCACAACUCAGAAGAGACACAGGAGAUCGUGCAGAGUCUGCUUGCGGUCAGAGCGAAGCUGAAGAGGUCUUUGGUUUUGAAGACGAAUAUUAUAUACGAGUUCUCGAUGCGGGGGACGUGGCCUGCGGAACGGUAUCAUAAAGUCUUGGACCAACAAUUACAAAUCGCAUACCUGCUCUCUCACCUGAUGUCAAUCGUGCAACACCUCGAGCCGGCAUGGAAUCGCGCCUUCCUUCGACGGACGAGGUUCCUCGAUGCAGAUUUUCAGGGGGAUGUGCUUGCUGUUAUCAGUUUGAUAUCAACAGCCCUCCGGACGGGCAACCCCUUGCCGCAGAUCACGCCCUGCCCGUUAUUCGAUCGGUUCAUUGUGCAUAAUCAUGGGUUGAAUAUCAUUAGGGGGGAGGCGGACGACGAUUAUGGGUUGCCGAGGACGAUGACGAUGGAGGCGUUAGAAAAUGAGCAGUAUCUAUGUUUCUGCGUCGGCGUAUCGACGGCGUUCGGGAUCGUCACCCGUCUGGAUAACUUGAUGUUGGCGACGAAGGAGUUGGUGGGGGAGCAGUAUCAUAUACAUGGGGUCGGGUAUGUGUCGAAGACGGGAGGGGUGGAGAUGCAGUCCAGGACGAGUUCGUUGAGGCCUUCGAGGGAUGUUUGAACGGAGAGCGGAAGGUCGUUGCGCUGUGUGUGUAGUGGAGGAUGGGGCUGAUAUAGACGGGUGAUAUAGGGUCCUUUGGGAUAUAGAGGUCUGGGUGUAGAGCGGCUCAUUAUUGUUGACGUGCCAGGAUCCAGGGGUCGGGCUGGGUAAAAUGCAGAUUCUCUUUUUCUGUUGGGUUGGUUGGACGUUGGGUUUCUCGAUUUGUUAUCCUGGUGGAGUACGUACUACCAUCUAUUCAGGCAUCUGACUAUCUGUAUUCAGGCAUCUGACUAUCUGUUCGUGGUACAUACUUGGUUUCUUCAUUCAUCUCCUCACGAUAGUUCGUGUUCAAUGAAAUGGUCACGAUGAUUU
This is a messenger RNA of Stereum hirsutum FP-91666 SS1, 4006 nucleotides long. RefSeq lists its product as uncharacterized. NCBI's taxonomy places the organism in Eukaryota, Fungi, Basidiomycota, Agaricomycetes, Russulales, Stereaceae. The transcript is spliced from 19 exons. Bases 86 to 3655 code for a protein of 1189 amino acids. The record is from RefSeq and is a predicted model, not a curated record.